Messenger RNA from Aplysia californica (California sea hare), 7781 nucleotides. Its product is annotated as purine nucleoside phosphorylase. Gene Ontology annotation, cellular component: cytoplasm. The record is from RefSeq and is a predicted model, not a curated record. Gene Ontology annotation, biological process: nucleoside metabolic process. The transcript has 7 exons. Gene Ontology annotation, molecular function: purine-nucleoside phosphorylase activity. NCBI's taxonomy places the organism in Eukaryota, Metazoa, Mollusca, Gastropoda, Aplysiida, Aplysiidae. The coding region runs from base 160 to 1035 and encodes 291 amino acids.
CUCUACAUUCACUACUGUUACUGGAUCUGUUACAUUAUCAAUAAAUCAAGCCUAAAAUCUAGGCCCCUCCAGGGAAGCCUUUGACUUGCAAUCACUGCCCUCACACCUUCCGUGCAAGAGGAAACAACCUGAGCAGUGACAUACUGUCUGAUCAGCAAAAUGGCAGCUAUCAACUCAGACCUCUCAGUCAUCGGGUACACAUUUGAAGAUAUCCAAGCAAUGGCCAGUGAGGUACUGAAACAUUCAACUCUUCGUCCCAAAAUUGGGAUCAUUUGUGGAACAGGGCUGGAUGGUAUAGCUGAGGCUGUGGAGAAUCAGACUGUUGUAAGUUAUGACUCCAUCCCUGGAUUUCCAGUUAGCACCGUGAAAGGCCAUUCAGGACACUUUGUCUUUGGAACUUUGCAAGGCAAAGCUGUGUUGCUGAUGAGAGGUCGUCUGCAUUAUUAUGAAGGUUAUCCAAUGUGGAAGGUUGCUAUGCCAGUGCGAGUGAUGAAAGCAGUGGGAAUUGAGACCCUAUUGGUGACAAACGCAGCAGGAGGUCUGAACCCAGAUUACAAGACCGGGGACCUGAUGGUGAUAAAAGAUCAUAUUGAUCUCCCUGGCCUGACUGGCGAGUGCGUGCUUAUUGGGAAGAAUGAUGAAAGGUUUGGACCUCGCUUUCUUGCGACAAACGGCACAUAUGACAAGGACUUGAGACAAAAGUUUAUGGAAGUUGUCGCUGAAAUGGGCCAUGCUGAUAUAAUUAAGGAAGGAGUCUACAUCAUGAUCGGUGGUCCAACUUUUUCUUCAACUGCUGAAGUUCGUGUGCUUCGAAUGUUUGGUGCCGAUGCUGUGGGAAUGAGCACGGUGCCAGAGGCAGUGGUAGGCCGACACAGCAGCAUGCGAGUAUUUGGUGUCUCUCUCAUCACUGAUAUGGUGGACUUUGAGGAUGGCUCGCAGUUCCAGGUGACUCAUGACGAUGUUUUGAAGGUUGCCCACCAGCGUGCUCAGUUAAUGAAAAAAAUGUUUCUGAAAUUCGUACAGUUUAUCGAUUAGUUCUAGAUUACUCAUUUUGCCACUUCACCAAUUUUUUUAAAAGUCAUUAGAAAUAUUUUUUUGCUAGAUAUUAUUACUACACAAGUUAUUGAUGAUAGUUUUGCUUUCUUUAUGUGCUAUGCAGUUGUUCACAGUUAAAGAGUUUUCCAAAUAAAUGAGAACCAAAUCUGUCUUUAUUGCCAUAAUUAUCUAACAGUGACCAACAAUAAUUGUUGAAGCUUGGUACCUCAGAUCUAUAUUUGUAGGAAUUAUCUCAUUAAUUCUCAACAUUAAAGUCAUGGCUUGAUAAUAUCAGUACCAUUUUUCUUAGGUGUAAGUAUUUAUUGUUAUGAGUGAAAAUAAAUAUCUUGAGGUACUUGGUGCAUCAAAAGUAUGUAUAAGUCUUGUUGAUUCAUAAAACUUCAGCCGUAAAUGAUUUGUGAAUGGAUUAAACUUUCUCCUCAUCAAAAAGCAUUUAGCGGGUGCUCUGAUGUGGUCGCCUCCUUUUUUCCUCUCAAACAUCUUGCGUCCUUUUUUAUCUUCCUUCUUUCUUGUGUUCAUUACUCUCUUGUAACACCUCUAAUCUUUAGCACUUUAUAUGACCUUCUCAUGUUGUAAGUGCUGUAAAGUUCUUACUAAAACUAAAACAAGCAUUUAAAUCUAUACAUCUGUUAAGUAUAACAGUAUUGAAUUUAGACAGUCAUUGGGACUGCCUGAACUUGUUAUACUUCUCUGCAAAGUAGAUUGGGAUUUUUGUUGUUGUAACAUUGUUCAAAUUAGCCUUUUUUCCUCACAAGAUUUCUAAGCUUCAGUAGACGCUAAUAGGUCUUUUCAAAGGAAAGAAAGGAAGGACAGCACUGCAAAGUGGACAUCAGCAUGCACUAUGUAGAAUAGUAACAGUUGUAUCUCACCACACAGCCAGCUUGAGAAAAUAAAGAGAGGGCCGGGAACAGGGUGAUAAAACAAAAAAGUCUUAAGUUUCUGAGCUCAGUACUUCUUAUUGUGGUAUGGUAUUGAAUAAUAAAGUAUUAAAGAGUGACUAUCAGUAUUGUCAAAGUUUAUAAAGCUCACAAUCAUUUUUAGACUAUGGAUAUUUGGUUUGGUUUUUUUCCAUUUGUGAUACGGGUACUGUUUAUAUACUGCUGGCUACCUUUUUUAAGCUUUGUGAUAGUGUAAUGAGUGUUAAGAAACACAUGUACUGGUAGUAGUACUAGAUGAAUGUUUGAUGUUUGUCACAUCAGUAGUGCACACAAUCGCAUUUUCAGUAAAUUAUUUUGGGGGGGGCCUUUAUGCACUACCAUCUGUUUUUUCAAUUAGUUUAAGACUAAGACACUUUGAGGACACGGUUCAGUCACAGCAGACAAUAGUGUUUGUGCUUUAUUGGUCUAUGUUUUAUGUCCUGUCUGGAUGGCUGAGGGUGGUUGGCGGGUGCUCUGGUGUGGUUUGCUCCUUCGUUCCUAUCAAACAUCUGUCAUCUUUAUCUCCUCCUUCUUUUUUGUGUUUGUUACUCUCUUGUAAAACUUCUAAUCUUCUGCACUUAUAUGACCUAAUUGUGUUGCAAGUGCUGUAAAAUGCUUACUUUGUCUUAUGGCAUAUGUAGCUGAUUAGGUCAAUGCACACAAGACAAUGUUACUGGCAUAGACAAGGAUUGAUGUCCCGCCCUUUUUUGCAUCAUAUAUUACAUAUUCCGGUGCCUUUAUUGCUAGCAAGGUUUUGCUCUUGCAUCCUGAGAAUCUCAACUUUCUUUUUUUCUCUUUGGCUGUGAUCCUCACAGAUUGUGAAGUUGACCUCAUGGUAGGUCUUUUCCCUUUUGUAGGUAUUGUUGUAUCUUGGAAGAAGCAGACCUUUUCUUCCCCUCCUUCUGUUCUCUUGUUCUCUAUCAAGGAAGUCCAAUAGUCUUCCAUUUCAAUGCAGUGAAAGAAUCCUAAAUAUCGGAAGUCUUUGUGAAAAUACCUUGGGAACCCCUGGUUUUCCUGUGCCUAUGUGUUCUUCAUGUUGUCUAGCCAUUUUAUUUGAAAGUUCUUUCUGGAGCAACUCAUGUGAAACCUUUCGAAUUUUUGUCUGCUGAUGUGAAUGUGAAGUCCCUCACAUUUAAAAUACAUGCAUGGUGCAGGAUUUUCAUUUUCUUGAUCUUAACUUUUUUCACUAACACAGGGUUUUCCUCACCUGGACUGGGCCUUUUCUGUGACCUACUUUUUGAUUCUGCCGCCCUCAGACAAUUUAAAGAUUUUGAGUUCAAUUUGAACAUUAGCCACAGGCAUUAUGUUUAAAAAUACAGGGAAAAUAAUGACCUAUCUCAACAUGUUGCUAAAAGUGGUAAUUCUUCAGCUUAAGAUUUCAGUUUCGAUUAUUACAUAAAUAGGACUGGUUUUGAAGCAGAAAAUGGCGACCCAUGAAACAUAGCUUGCGAUCCAGCGUUGGGAGUAACAGUAACACAAGCUGUGAAACAUGGCUUGCAGUAGUGAAAGAGUUAAUCAUGUUGAGAUUCCUGUCUCUCCUGACUCACUUUGACUUUGAUAACUGUUUUGUGGUCAUGGAACCUUUUGCAAACUUUGAUGAAUGAGAGUCUUGGUAAUACUAAUAGAUCAUAAGCAUUUGCAGUGGUCUGCUACUUCUUGUAGCUUUUCAUUCCCAUCAAUGAUUUCUUUUUGCUUGGAUAUUGUAUCUCUCUCAGUUCAUGUUGGCCCAGAUAGGCAGGGUGAAGCAGCCUACCUCCUAAAUGAUCUAAAUUGUGUUGAGGGGAGUGUAAAAUGUCUAAAGUUUUAAUUUUUUACGUUCUUCAAAGCAUCUUAGUGUAUUUCUAGCUCAAUAUCAGGGCGACUCUUUGGCAUGCAUCUGAAAAUGUGUCCCCCAGAUUUUGCGGUUCUUCUUCUAAGUUCAGUCCUUCUAGUCUGUAAAUCCUAUUAUGCAAGUACAUGUGCCACAUUUGGUAACUACUGGUAACUACAUUUGGUAACUACUGUAUUCCUAACUGGUUCCCAUUUCUUUGAUUAUUUUUUAAUCGAUAAAAUGAAAUUACCAAAAAAAAUUAUCAAGCUUUACUUUUUGUUUUGACUGUCUGUUUGUCUCUGUCUCUUGAAAAUGCAAAAAUUGCUCUUUUCAUGUGAUUUUCCUAAGGGAUUGUUUUUUUAAAUGUCAAAAUUAAGUAAGCCAAUAUUGGUUUUAUGAUUUUAUAUCACUUUUUGUCUGUGAGUGUUUUACGUGAUUGAUUGAUUGAUAUGCAUAGACUGCUUUUGUGUUUGUAUUUAGAAGUGUUUGCUGUAUCAUAUAUCUGAACCAUACUUUUUAGUUUUGCACUGUCUGUUGUUGGGAUUGUUGGGGCUAUUUUUUUGCAUUAAAUUUAUUUUUUUUUAUAGUAUGAGCUUUCUUUUCCUGCUUUGUGCUUUAUAUUACAUGAAGUAAUGAUAUUUUACUUAUAAAUGCUUUGUAUUUUAUUAUAUCCUAUUCAGUAGGAACUCAUGUUGCAUGAAACCUCAUAAAGCAUGAGAAUGCUCAAGGUCCUUGAACAAAUUACUUCAUUAUUCAUAUUUCUUUAAAGAAAAUAAUGAAUUCACUUUGGCUUGAAGGAACAAUGCAAUUCAAGUGACCAUUAAUAAUGCAAACACAUUAGCAUCCAGCCCCCCACCCCCUCUCCCCCCCCCCCCACACACACUUCUUUUAGCUUCUUUGUUUUCCACUAGAAGCAAAUAUUUAUAAGUUUAAUUAACAGAAGAACAUACAUAAGCUUAAAGUUAGAGCCAGACUUGCUCAUCAGAGUUUUUCCAAAGCAAAAGUGUGAUUAACGUAAACCUUCGAUUUUAAAUGAGAAUUGAAUUUUUUUUUCUUGUACUAAAGAUGCAAGGAAAAGGAUGAAAAGGAUUCCAGAAUCAUGUGGGCAGUGCUAAGAUGUUUCUUACCCCUGUCAUAUCAUUAGGCCUGAUCUUCACUGAUUAAGUCAAUUAUAUUUAUAAGGAAAACGGAGUAUAGUCUUAAAUUGAAUAGUCGCAAUAAGAGCAGUGGUACAAAAGUUUGGUACUGGUGUAAUAAAAAACAUUUCAAGCAUUACUGUUUUUUUAGUUUCGUAAACAAUUGUUUCGAAGGGUAAAGAAAUAUUGUCACUUGAUGAUAACAUUUGAAUUUAGGUAAUUGUGUGAAUUUUAAAUGAAUUUCAAGUCCCGUUGCAAUAUUUUUGACAAGGUGCUUUAAUCAUUUCACUCAGUUUAAUUAAUAGAUAGGAACAAAACUUAAUACUAAGAUAAAAACGCAGGUAUAAGAUUUUACUGAGAUUGACUAAAACAAACGGUUCACUGUACUGUCAAAAGUAUCUCAUUCCAUUUUUUAUUGCAUAAAGAUUUAUUUGCUUUUGAAGUACCAAUAAUAAAAAUAUUUUAUUGAUCUUCUAUGACAGUAUAGCACCUUUUUGAAAAUCCACAUUUAUACAGUGCCGACCUCAGAACAGCAAGAGAAUUGUUUUGAAAACUUCUUUAAAUCUGAAACCGUUACAUGUAUGAGGGCUGCUCUUGCUAUAAAUGUCAUUUAUCUAUUUAUGAUGUAUUGUAUAAAGGCAUGUCCUUUUUACUGUACACACAGAGCUUAAUGCACUGAGCAAAGAUAUCAGCUGUUGGCUAGCUAGUUGGAAAAGUGAGUUUGUUUCUCAAGACGGGAAGAUUAGUUCUGUGAGUAUUUUUUCUGUCUGCUGGAAUAAUGAAAUCCCACCCCUUCAGGUUGGCUGGAACAGGCAAGGUCAAUGCAGCCUGCCUUCUAAGAUCUAAAUUGUGUGGAUGGGAGUGUACCAUUGAAUGUUUUCAAUUGUACCAAUUGACAUUUCAUAUCAGUCACUUUGUGAUCAAAUCAUAGGUGGCUUGCUAAGUUUUACUGAAUUUUCACAAUAAAAACUAGUCAAACUAUGAAGUUCAUAGAAAUGAUAUAGAAUUUAAAACAUAGGAAAGUGUCCUUUCUUUAAAGAAAAAUAAUAUAAUUCUUACUUAUUAGUAUUGGGUACUUUAACUUUAAAAUAUUCAAGAUGGUCCUGUUUUGUUUUAUUCUCUGUUGAAUUAAGAAAAAGACUUUUUCAUUUUUAGUGCCUUGAAUUUCUCAAUGAUGAAAAAUAAGGAGAAGAAGAGAAUUCUUUACUAAACUUGUGUAGUCAGGUUUUACAUCAAAUUAUACAUGAUUUAUAAAUUCAGUUAAAACUAACGAUGUAUUUUGCAUAGAUCAGGUUUGCCACCUUGUACUAUUGUGUUCACUGGCAGCAGAUGUUCAAAAUGUUUUAUUUUUCUGUGAUGUCAAAAUGUUGAAACACCUACAAUGCUCAUAACCAAUAUAUAACUCAUUAUUUCCCUAUUGUAAAAAUGUUUUUUUAACAUAUUUUUUGGUCUUCCUAUUUCAUGUUUUCCGAAGUACUGAUAUUAGGUUCUUGAUAUAUUUGACCUUGAUGGAACAUAUUGGUGGUAUCGUAAGCAAUCCGCUGAAGUCCAUUUUGGUACUUUUUACCCUGAACACACACAAAAAGAACCAACUAGUUUUUGUUGCGAUGCUCCUAUCAGGAAUCAUGAAAAGCGAGAAAAUUGUAUAAGCCUCUACCAUGACAAUACGUUAAACUGCAUCAAAAAUUGGAAUUACGAAGUCUGUCUCAGAAUAAAGUUUCCCUGUCAUGCUGUCCGCAGAUAUAAUUAUAAAUCACCUUGUAUCAACAGAAAGCUUAUUCAAAUACCUAUCAACGUAGGAAUCAUCAAGUUCAAGACAUUUUUCCAUUUGAUGUACUCAGCGGUCAAAGACAGUGGCCAGUGAUCGUUUGUCCAAGGUCCCGAGUGCUUUACUCAGAGCCUCUUCUGUCUGGUCCUCGUCCUCAAAUCGCAGACCUCGCAGCAUUUCUUUCACCUUGGGGAAGAGGUGGAAGUUGCAUGGAGCGAGAUCGGGCGAAUAGGACGGGUGUUCCAGUAAUUCCCACGAGUAGCCCUAAACAAGCUCGUUCACAACUCUGGACUUGUGAACAUGCGCGUUGUCAUGAUGCAGGAUGACGCUUUCUUCAAGCAAAGCGGGUCUUUUGUCCGGGUUGCGAGUCGCAGCUUGUCUUUGAGGACGAAUCUGUAGUAGUCACCAUUGACAGUUACGCAAGGCGUGACUAGCCAGCCCAGUAUGAUGUCACUCAUGUCGAAAAAAAACCCAAUGUGGUGCAUCACAUUUCUCUGCCCGAGUUUUCUGUGUGGGCUUCAUCUUUCAUGUCAGACCUCCCACCUUCAACCUCCCUGGUCCAUUUCCUUACUAUUUGAAUUGAUGAGGCAUUAUUCUUUAUUACUUUGUAUAGAUCACCAUUGGUUUCAGCUACAGACUUGCCAAGAAGAGUUGAACAUUUGAUCACAACUCGGACAGCGUAGCAUGAGUAGGUUGCACCGAUGUUUUGCUCAGCCAUUUUCCUGGAAUUUGCCUUGGACAAAGUGCACAAGAACACAGCACUUGACACGUCACAGCUCUAUGACCCAUGCACUAAUGCCCUUGAAAUUUAGCGUUGAGAUUUUUUAGACAUGAUGUCAUGACAUCACAAAAUUUAGCAGCUGUUGGUUGUGUACUUUGGAUUUUAUGGAGGAGGGAAACUUUAUUCUGAGACAGACCUCGUAUGUGGAUUGCUUUUGACAGCGAUGAUAUAAAUUUGCUGUGACUGUGUGUGUAUUUUGUCCCCCCCCUCCCAACUCAUUCUUUUUCAUAAGUACUGUCUUUUGUACUUACUUGCAUUAUUGCAUGUAGUUCAUCUUGUUUUGCUUUUAUUAAAAUCUACUUUUAUUACCUUA